This is a messenger RNA of Alternaria alternata, 1614 nucleotides long. Its product is annotated as CocE/NonD hydrolase. The record is from RefSeq and is a predicted model, not a curated record. The coding region runs from base 1 to 1614 and encodes 537 amino acids. Lineage: Eukaryota; Fungi; Ascomycota; Dothideomycetes; Pleosporales; Pleosporaceae. Gene Ontology annotation, molecular function: dipeptidyl-peptidase activity. The transcript is spliced from 2 exons.
AUGGCGAAAGAACGCGGCUUAGUAGCCACUCACCUCGACCGUCUCAUCGCGCGACAACUAGGACUACCUCGGGAAACAUGCUCGUAUACAACGACCCCUACGCGCAUUCCGAUAUCCACAUCAACCGAGACAUUUGAGCUCGCAGCAGACAUCUAUCAACCUCUUCUCGCUCAAGAUCAAAAGGCCGCAGGUACCAUUCUAAUCCGCUGUCCAUACGGGCGCAGCCUUCUCUUCGCAUUGCUCGGUGCGCGGCCCUACGCAGCACGAGGCUACAAUUGCCUCUUUGUGAGCUGUCGAGGUACCUUCGGUUCGGGAGGCAAGUUCGCACCCUGGCAGAAUGAAGAGGAAGACGGGAAAGCAGUGAUAGAGUGGAUGCGACAGCAAAGUUGGUAUACCGGAUCCUUUGCGACACUAGGAGGCUCCUACCUAGGUUAUGUGCAGUGGGCUCUUUUGAAGGAUCCACCAAGUGACAUGGUAGCUGCAGUGAUACAAUGCGCACCUCAUAACUUCGGCCAGCAGUUAUGGGGUACGGGAUCGCUCUCGCUAGAAUGGGUGGCUUGGGCGGAUAAUGUCUUGCAUCAGGAAGAAACAGGGAUUGGCAACAUGAGAAGGAGAUGGAGCACGAUGAAAAGAAUGCAGCCUAUGAUGCGUGGGCCGGAUCUUGCGAAAAGCAUCAAGCACCAUUUCGAUGGUCAGGCGCCAUGGAUGGAGUAUGUGGUUGACCAUCUGGACAUUGAUACGAGGGAGCCGUUUUACGAGAAGAUGAACUUUGAGCAGGCGCUCGAGCGGGCGAGUGUUCCAAUCUUACUAGUGGGCGGGUGGUACGACGUCUUUGCGCCGCAGACUACGCAACAGUACACGCGACUGAGUGAGCACAAUACGAACGUUUCACUAAUGAUGGGCCCGUGGAAUCAUACCCAGGUCGGUAUGCAGGCCGAAGUAUACAAGCAGUCAUACAACUGGAUCGAACAGCACCUCGCAAAGCGGAGUGUUCAAGCGCAAAAGAGCCCGAUCCAAUACUUCGUUACUGGAGCGAAGGAGUGGCGGCACGAAGCAACUUGGCCACCACCAACGGUCGUACUGCAGUGGUAUCUUGGAUCUGAUCAGCGUUUGACAACCGAGAAAGCUACUCAAGAAGGAUCUUCAGCCUUCUUCUUUGACCCAAAAGAUCCUACGCCGAUCGUAGGAGGUAAUCUGCUGCUUCUAGGUGGAGGAAGUACCGAUGAUACUGCGCUAGCAGCCCGCUCCGACGUUCUUACCUUCACAACCGAACCUCUCGAAAACGAUGUUGAGGUUGCAGGUGAGAUCAUCGUGCAGUUGAACCACGCAAGCGAUAAUCUGGAUGUAGAUCUGCUUGUUCGUGUCAGCGAAGUUGAUGCGAAAGGACGAUCGCAUAACAUAACAGAAACUUACAGACGAUUGAGCGCAACGAGUAAAGUUCAAACACUCGUUCUACACCUCAACGAUUGUGCGCAUAGGUUUAAGAAAGGUUUUCGGAUCCGGUUGUUGAUUGCUGGGGCAUCGUUUCCGCAACAUGCGGUCAAUGACGGACGUGGAUAUAUGACUAGUUGCGUCGCCACUGUGGGUAUAAGCUUCUCAAUCCUUCUUUGCUGA